AUGACGGGAGCCGGUAUAUCGACAUCGUAUGUUUGUUCUCACUUGACAUUACGUUAGAUGCUGAAGAAAUGUAUAAAAGAUUCAGUUUUGAUCAGAGAUCCAUCAGUUGCUCAUUUGGUAGCCAGGAAAUCAAACCAAAAAUCAAAAUGAAACUUAUCGUAGUUCUGUUCGCUCUGGUGGCAGUAGCUAUCGCCGCUCCUCCGGAGCCACCGAAGAUCUUGCGCAGCAACUUUGACCAGGAACCUGAGGGUGGAUACUCGUUCAACUUUGAAACCGAGGAUGGCAUUUCUCGCAACGAAAAUGGAGAGUUGAAGCAAGCUGUAGACGAAGAGAACAAGCCUCACAAUGUGGUUGUAGUGCGUGGAUCCUACACAUACACAAACCCUGAAGGAAAGCCCGAGACUGUUAACUACUACGCUGACGAGACCGGCUUCCACGCCGAAGGGGAUUCUAUUCCAAAACCUGCAAGAAAGUGAACAGUGAACGUUAUUUCGAUUAUCUACAGUGUUCUAUUAGUUGAUAAUCGAUGAUCUCGAACAAUUGUAUAUGUAUAAGUUCGGUCUAUCACCGGAUGAAUUUGCGAAUACCAAGUAUUAAUUGCCUUAAACUUAACAAGGCAUAUUGUAUGAAAUAUUUUGUUUUAAAUAUAACAUCCACUGCCAUAUUUUUUAUGUUUUUAUAUGUUUUAUAAUGAAAGUGAAAUAAAAAUCUGUUUGAUAUUA
Messenger RNA from Galleria mellonella (greater wax moth), 722 nucleotides. RefSeq names its product larval cuticle protein 1-like. Lineage: Eukaryota; Metazoa; Arthropoda; Insecta; Lepidoptera; Pyralidae. The transcript is spliced from 3 exons. Bases 69 to 476 code for a protein of 135 amino acids. Gene Ontology annotation, molecular function: structural constituent of chitin-based larval cuticle. The record is from RefSeq and is a predicted model, not a curated record. Gene Ontology annotation, cellular component: chitin-based extracellular matrix.